AUGCCGGCAGAUCCAUCCGUCUACUCGGCGGAGACCUUCGAGCCCAGGCCAGACCAAGAGCUGGUGUGCACCGUGUCCCGGGGCGUCUUUCGAGAACAAGUCGAAUGGCCCUGCCGCCACGUGUUCUGUUCCAUCUGUAUCCCUGGCAUGCCUCCAAUUGGCACGUUGCGUCGCCGAGAGAUGUCCGUGUCGCAGCUCGCGCCCGCGGUGCCCCUCGUGGCCAACAUGAUCGCCCGGCUCAAUGUGCGCUGCCCACGUGGAGGUGAAGGCUGCCCCGUGAAGGUGCAUAUGGAUUCCCUGAAGCGCCACCUGGAUUCUUCGGAGUCCCGCAACGCGCAGUGCCCGGACUGCGGAGCCCAGAAGCGCCCCUCGGAGCUGAGCUGGCAGCCGAGCGAGCGCUGGCAGCCGUGCGGACGCUGCUGCCACUCUGGUUGA
Messenger RNA from Dermacentor silvarum, 435 nucleotides. Its product is annotated as RING finger protein 151-like. NCBI's taxonomy places the organism in Eukaryota, Metazoa, Arthropoda, Arachnida, Ixodida, Ixodidae. The coding region runs from base 1 to 435 and encodes 144 amino acids. The record is from RefSeq and is a predicted model, not a curated record. The transcript has 3 exons.